UUUUUUUUUUUUUUNNNNAAAACAAGAGCUCGUGCAGCCCUCAGAAGAUGACGAAACUACAGUUUCUAAACGUCUUCUUGACUGAACGUCUAAUGCUGGCUGCACAGGAGAUUUACAAGUCAGUGGAGGACACGAUCCUGGAGUAUCAGGAGGAGAUCGCGAUCCGGGAGCGGGAGAACGACCAUCUCCGACGGAGGCUCCGGGACGCUGGCAUCGAGAUAUGGCCAGACCGGCCCUCCAUGCCGCUGCUGGACGAGGAGGACGGCGAGCAUCCUCGUCGCGAGUGGAGUCCCAGCAUGGGCCACGAAGAGCGGAUUCCUCCGCAGAUCAAGGACAAGAGAGACCCGCGGGUCAACCAGGGGAGCGAUCCGCUUCGGAACCACGGCUCCUGCAGCACCCCCGACAACAUGUUCCCUCCAGCACGCGUCGCUAACGAAUACCCCCAGGAGGGGCCCCACACGUCCAGCCUUCCUCAGAACCAGGGAGUGGAGAACAGAGAACGAGAUCCCGGACCUCGAGGCCCGUCCAGGCACGUGAAGGCGGAGAGCGGAUGCGGCCACAGAGGCUCCGGCCCCUCCGGCGGUGGCGCUCAGCCCCUCGCCCCCGUCAACCCGAACUGCUCAAACGAGAACAACAUCGACAUCCUCGGGGUGGAGAACGGAGGGCAGAUGGGGGGUGCUAAAGGGGCGGUACACGGAGCCAAUAGAGGACCGGCCCCUCUCAUGCGCAGCCCAGGGGCUGUGGACUGCCCCCAUCAAAAAUCCCCCCUGCAGGGUCACAUGUCAUCUUUCUGUUGCAAGGUGUGCGGCGAGGCGUUCAGCCACAUCGGGCAUUUACACGUGCACGUGCAAGUGCACACCCGGGAGAAGCCGUACCGCUGCGGCGUUUGCGGGAAGUGCUGCAGCUCCUCCGGCAGGCUGCAGGAGCACCAGCGCAGCCACACCGGAGAGAAGCCUUUCCGCUGUCAGAUCUGUGGGAAGGGCUUCACUCAGAUGGCUCACCUGAAGGUCCACAUGAGGAUCCACACGGGAGAGAAGCCGUACAGCUGCCCCGUGUGCGGCAAGUGCUUCAGCCGCUCCGACAAAAUCAAACGGCACCUCCAGACCCACAGUCGAGAGGGGACUUACUUCUCGGGACAAUGAUGGAGGAAUUUGGUUUAACUGUUGGUCAAACAGUCGCUGCCCUCCGAAAGAGGAAUUCUGAAAAUGAAAGGAACUUUUUUUUUUUAUCAGCCUAACAGUUUUCAAUGCUUCAAUAGAAUUUGUAUUAGCCACUUUAGUAGGUCAUUUACUGACUUUUGUAUGGAGUGUUAAAUCCCUGACACGGGGUUUGGUGAUGUAGCGUGUUCACUCGUCUUCCACAGACGCCUUGAAACAAACGUAUGAGGUCACAUCAGGGUCCGCUUAAAGUGAACAAAAAAACAGAUAAUAAAAUUCAAAACUUGAAAUAAAACUUCAACAUUUGAACAAAAAUCAAUUCUGAUUUGGAUUUUUUUCAACCAAAUUUUACAUGGGGGCGGGGCUUUGAGCCCAUUGGCUAAAGUGUGGUGACAGGUCAUGGGGACAUCAUUUCCGUUCCCAACCUGUGUCCGUUUGGCGCCGUCUUUGAGUUUUCUGUCCUCUGAUGUGGCUAAUUCAAAAAUCACUAGGAUGGCGGACGGACAGCAGCUGUUACUAAUGAAAACAUUAUUUUUCAAUUGGUAAUUUUACAUUCAUAGUUGUUUUUUUUAUUCAAGUUUUCAGUAUUCUUUUUCAAAUUUAAAAUAUAUUGUUCAAAUUUUCAAGUUUUAAAUUUUUUUUUUUUGUUUACCUAAAGCUGAUCCUGAUUUGACCCGAUACAAAUGUUAGGACGUUCAGCACGUCAUGUCUUCAAAAUCAGUCUUUUGAUCAUUUUCAUCAUCUGUUUGUAGCCUUUCUUUUGCACAGUCUGUUAAAUCAGACAUAUUUUAUCAUUCUUUAAAAAAAAGAAAAGUGUUGGUUGAUCCA
Oryzias melastigma (Indian medaka) is the source of this 1985-nucleotide messenger RNA. RefSeq names its product PR domain zinc finger protein 1. Bases 48 to 1142 code for a protein of 364 amino acids. The record is from RefSeq and is a predicted model, not a curated record. The transcript is spliced from 2 exons. NCBI's taxonomy places the organism in Eukaryota, Metazoa, Chordata, Actinopteri, Beloniformes, Adrianichthyidae. Gene Ontology annotation, biological process: regulation of transcription by RNA polymerase II. Gene Ontology annotation, molecular function: RNA polymerase II cis-regulatory region sequence-specific DNA binding; DNA-binding transcription factor activity.